AUGCCCGCCUCAUUCCGUCUCGACCUUUCCCCUCUUGUCCCUUCCCCUCUCGCCCCUUCCCCUCUUGUCCUUUCCCCUCUCGCCCCUUCCCUUCUCGUCCCUUCCCCUCUCGUCCCUUCAACUCUCGUCCCUUCCCCUCUCGUCUCUUCACCUCUCGCCCCAUCACCACUCAAGCCUUCCCCUCACGACUUCUUUGUUCGUCCCUUCCCCUUGUGCCCCUACGCGCAGGCAGAGAAGUCAAAGGGAGGCGCGCUGUAUAGCGAGUCGGUGUCAGUCACAUUCGAUAAUGUCACACUGGAUGGCAACAAGGCAGCACUGCAGGGAGGCGCCGUUGCUGUCUAUGCAUCCAGCAGUGAUGGCUUGCCCACAGAGGCUCUUUUCAAGUCCUGCCGCUUCGUGCGCAAUGAGGCGGUACUUGGGGGAGGUGCUAUCUACACGGGACUGGGCAUGCACACGCGCGUGCACGCAUGUGAGGUGGAGGAAAACAACAGCACGGGGCUGGGCGGUGCUGUGCUCGUACAGGAGUUCUCCCGGGUUGAGAUGACUAACACACGCUGCCACGGGAACAUUGACAACCAUUUCCUGAUUCCUCCCUCUCCUUCCCCCCAACCCUCCAACAACAGAGCACUAACCGGCGGCGCCUGUCUCUCUCUGCUUGCCAACGCGCACGCCACAGUCACCGACUCGGUCCUUUCAGCCAACCGGGGCACCAGCGAGGGGGGAGCAGCGCGGGUCAGCGGCAGUGCGCACCUCUCCCUGCUCUCCUCCUCCAUCUCCCACAACACCGCAGCCUGGGGGGGCGCCGUCUGGGUCGAAAUGGGCGCCUCUCUCCUCAUCUCAAACAACUCGAAGCUCGAAGGAAACGAGGCGCGGUAUCUCGGCGGGACGGUGUAUGCAACGCACGUGUCUCGGGUGGACGUGCGAGGCGGGAGCGUGUUUCGAGGGAACUCGGCGCUGCACGGAGGGGCUAUGGUGGUAGAGGCAGAGGCGAGAGUCACAGCGGCUGAUUCUGCGUUUGAAAACAACACCUUUUCGGGGAUUUUAUUCCAGGGGUUUUCCCAGGGGGUUCUGCGGAACUGUAGCUUUGAGAGGAAUUUGAACGCGGCCGGGCGGGGUGGUGCGGUGCUGGUUGGGGAUAAGACGACGGUCGUCGUCCACUCGUGCAGCUUUUCCGGGAACUGGGCAGCGCUGGGUGGUGCGGUGAGCACCGAAGGCAGCCCGUAUCUCACGAUCAACGGCUCGGAUUUCACGAGGAAUGUCGCGCAGAUCGGCGCGGGGGUUGCCCUAGCAGGCGCCACUGCUUUCACCAUGGGCAAAUCUGUUUUCUCUGCGAACAACGCGACUAAGGCGGGAGGGGGUGUGGCUCUACUGGAGCAGGUGGAGGGGGAGAUCUCAGGGUCUAGGUUUGAAGGUAACUAUGCGGUGGUGGGCGGUGCAGGGGUGUACCUGAUGCGAACUGCUACUGCCACUGCGGCUGCAGCUGGUGGUGGUAAUAGGCCUCCCCGGGUGCAACUGCAAGACCUGGUGUUUGAUGGCAACAGGGCCAUGGACGCACAUGGAGUGGCCUUCUUUGACGCUUCCUACAGUCCUCAGCUGCGCUCCACGUGUCAUGCCUGCCAGAUGGUGCAACAGGGGGACACGCAGGGCAGCAUGCCGGCUGACUUUUAUCUCAAAUGGCCGGGGGCAGCAGCGUCAUCGCGGGAGACAGGUGGCAGCUUCUCAGUGGUGGGGUCGGUGGGCUCAAUGCUGACGGGGCUGCAGAUCUUCUCAGUGGUGGGCUCUCUGUGGUGGGCUCGGUAUGUGCGCUGUGUGCGCUCUGUAUGUGCGCUGUGUGGGCUCUGUAUGUGCGCUGUGUGCGCUCUGUACGUGCGCUGUGUGGGCUCUGUAUGUGCGCUGUGCGGGCUCUGUAUGUGCGCUGUGUGGGCUCUGUAUGUGUGCUGUGUGGGCUCUGUAUGUGCGCUGUGUGGGCUCUGUAUGUGCGCUGUGCGGGCUCUGUAUGUGCGCUGUGUGGGCUCUGUAUGUGCGCUGUGUGGGCUCUGUAUGUGCGCUGUGUGGGCUCUGUAUGUGCGCUGUGUGGGCUCUGUAUGUGCGCUGUGUGGGCUCUGUAUGUGCGCUGUGUGGGCUCUGUAUGUGCGCUGUGUGGGCUCUGUAUGUGCGCUGUGUGCGCUCUACUCGGUGGGCUCCAUGCUGACGGGGCUGCAGGUGGUGGUGGUGGACGAGUUUGGCAACAUCGAUGCCAAGGUGGUUACGGAGCUGCAGGUGGUGGCGGUGGACGAGUUUGGAAACAUCGUUGCCAAGCACAGCACAGCAUGUCAGAUGGCUCCCCCUCUUACUCCCCCCUGCCACUUCCUUCCUAUCCCAUUCCCCCAUGCAUACCCGCUCCCCCUCAGGUGUGCACCAGGCCAGGGCAUGGAGACAUGUCCAGACGGCACCUUCACCUUCUUCCCCAAUGCGGUGUCCCAGGAUGAGUGCACGCCGUGUGACGAUGACAGCCUGGAGUGCCGCUAUGGCACGCUGGAGAUUGCGUACCAGAACUGGCUGGACCCAGCGUCUCUCAACUCCACGCCCACCACCUAUGCGUGUCUUCUCACCGAGGGAUGCUCUGGCACCACCUACACAGGCCCCAACACCACGCAGUGCGCCGUGGGAUAUAACAACACCUGCCCGUGGUGUUUUCCCCCCUUGCCUUCUGCCCUCUCUCCACCAGGUGUUCCCCCUGCUGUCCAUCAUAGUGCUAGCCGUGUGGGAGGCAAUGAACACAUGCUGGCAGACACGUUCGCAGCCAUGGACAUAUUUCUCAUCGAGAUACAGCUGCUACUUCUCAACCCCUCUUCCAUACUGCCCUUCCAUUCCCCCAUCUCCCCGCUCCACCCUUCCCCUCCCCUCCAGGUGUUCCCCCUGCCGUUCAUCAUAGUGCUAGCCAAGUGGGUGACGAUGAACAUGCUGGCAGACACGUUCGCAGCAAGGGACAUAUUUCUCAUCGAGGUGUUCCCCCUGCUGUUCAUCAUAAUUCUCAUCGUGUGGGUGACGAUGAACAUGCUGGCAGAUACGUUCGCAGCCAUGGACAUUUUUCUCAUCGAGAUACAGCUGCUCACAAUGGUCGGCAACUUCAACCUCAACUUCCCCGCCUCCUGGGUCAAGACUGUCGUGCUACUAUACAACAUCGCCGCGUUUGAUCCUGACAUCAUCGGGCCAGAAUGCGUGCUCUCGCUGCAGUUCACGGGAAAAUUCUACGCCACCCUACUCAUCCCCGUUAUAGGCCUCCUCGUUUACGCGCUCAUGUUUGUGCACCACCGCUGGCUGGGCGGCUCAUUCUUCGUGCGCGUGCACUCGUGGCAGCGCAAGGAGCGCCAGCGGCAGCGCCUGGCGCUGCAGCGCUCGGUAACGAAGCGGCGAGCUUAUAACGAGUACGAGAACUCGAUCGUGCACGCAUCGCUCAAGUGGCUCGACAUCUGCUAUACAUCUGUGAUGGUCAAAGUGCUGGAAGUCUUUAAAGUGAGUGGGGCUUUAAGGUGA
This is a messenger RNA of Closterium sp. Yama58-4, 3516 nucleotides long. Lineage: Eukaryota; Viridiplantae; Streptophyta; Zygnematophyceae; Desmidiales; Closteriaceae. The record is from the annotation of a GenBank genome assembly.